Messenger RNA from Lucilia cuprina (Australian sheep blowfly), 1120 nucleotides. Its product is annotated as JNK1/MAPK8-associated membrane protein. The transcript has 5 exons. Bases 118 to 1023 code for a protein of 301 amino acids. The record is from RefSeq and is a predicted model, not a curated record. Gene Ontology annotation, molecular function: ubiquitin protein ligase binding. Lineage: Eukaryota; Metazoa; Arthropoda; Insecta; Diptera; Calliphoridae. Gene Ontology annotation, biological process: response to unfolded protein. Gene Ontology annotation, cellular component: membrane.
UGAAAACAGCUGAGCAUAAACAAAACAAAAUUGAAAAAACUUACAAUUUGUUUGUAAAAAUUCUUAAGUAAAAUGUGUAAAAUAUUUAUUUAAAAGCUAAAUAUAUAUUCCAUAAAAAUGUCUACAACUUUGGAACGUUGUCCCGGACAAUAUUGUGGUCGCAUACAAUUGGAUAAUGAGACCUGGAGUGAUUGUGGUCCUUGUCCGCGGGGAUUUCGUGUCAACGAUAGUUAUGCCUGUACCCAAUGUGAAGAGGAAUUGGACGCUUAUUCCUGGUUUUAUUUAGGCUUUAUGGCUGCUUUACCGCUUAUGAUGCAUUGUUUCUUUAUCGAUUUGGAUGCCAAGGAUAGAAAAUUUUCCCGCAAGCAGUUAAUUUUAACUACUUGUGCCUGUCUAGAAGUUAUUAUUUCCGCCAUAGCUGCUGUUCUCUUAAUGGAACCUAUGGGUGAAUUUCGUUUAUUUGCCUGUCCAGUGCGCAAAUUUUCCGAUUGGUAUACUCUUUUCUAUAAUCCUGCUCCUAAUUAUGAGAAAUCUUUACAUUGCACCCAGGAGGCUGUUUAUCCUUUGCAAACUAUUAUUCUGGUUUUCUAUUUUUUGUGUUUGGUUACUAUGUUUGUUAUAAGACCUCUGGUCAGCACACUAUUGGAGGUGAGGGGCAAGGCUCCUAUUUAUGCUGCUUUAUAUUUUUUGCCUCUAAUAACGUUUAUUCAUGCCUUGGCUUGUGGUUUAAUAUACUAUUCAUUUCCCUAUAUGAGCAUAGCUAUAUCAAUGAUUGCCAAUGCUAUACAUUAUUCCAUGAAAUUGGAUCAAUCUUUUAAAGCUCUGAUCAAAUCUUCGUGUUUGGAAAUUAAAAAUUUAGUUAUAAUAUGCAUUCAAUGGCUUUUAUUAGCCUAUGGCAUUAUAGCUUUAGGACAUCACUAUGCCUUAUUGUGUUUAGUGCCCUUUCCUUCUAUAUUCUAUAUAUUAACUGUACGUUUUACCGAUCCGGCUGAAUUUCGUGAAACUGAAGCACGCAGCAGUUAAGGUGAAAAACAUGAAUUUAAAUUUAUUUAAUACGUUUUUUUAAUAUUUAAUUUAUUACAGAUGAUGAGGAAAGAAAGAUGCAAGUUAUAUAAUUAUA